AUGGCAACCCAUGUGCCACUAAACACCUCUGCCAAGAUGCCCCUCGUGGGGCUGGGCACCUGGAAGUCUGCAGCUGGGCAGGUAAAAGCUGCAGUGAUGGCUGCCAUCGAUGCCGGGUACCGCCACUUCGACUGUGCCUACGUGUACCAGAAUGAGAGUGAGAUUGGGGAAGGGAUCCAGCAGAAAAUCAAGGAAGGGGUUGUGAAAAGAGAAGAUCUCUUCAUUGUCAGCAAGCUGUGGUGCACCUUUCACGAGAAGCCGCUGGUGAAGGGAGCCUGCCAGAAGAGUCUUGCAGACCUGAAGCUGGCUUACCUGGAUCUCUACCUCAUCCACUGGCCUUUUGGCUACAAGGCUGGAGAGGAAUUGUUUCCCAAAGAUGACAAAGGCAUGGCCAUACCCAGCAACAGCGAUCUUCUACAGACGUGGGAGGCCAUGGAGGAGCUGGUGGACUGUGGACUGGUAAAAGCCAUUGGAUUCUCCAACUUCAACCAUGAGCAGAUUGAAAGAAUCUUGAACAAGCCAGGACUGAAGCACAAGCCUGCAAAUGUCCAGAUUGAAUCUCAUCCAUACCUCACCCAGGAGAAGCUGAUCAAGUACUGUCAGUCCAAAGGGCUGGCUGUGACUGCAUACUGUCCCCUUGGACGUCCUGACAGAUCAUGGGCUAAGCCUGAGGAUCCUUCCCUGCUGGAUGACCCCAAGAUCAAAGAGAUUGCAGCCAAGCACAACAAAACCCCAGCACAGGUUCUCCUUCGCUUCCAGAUCCAGAGAAACGUGAUUGUGAUUCCCAAAUCUGUCACCCCACAGCGCAUUGUGGAGAACUUCCAGGUGUUUGACUUUGAACUGACUAAAGAGGAGAUGGCAACUAUUCUGUCCUUCAACAGAAACUGGAGGAUUGUCCCUUUCAUUUCUUUCAGGUCCAAAAAUCUCAAGGAAUACCCUUUCCAUGCAGAAUACUGA
This is a messenger RNA of Camarhynchus parvulus, 957 nucleotides long. Its product is annotated as aldo-keto reductase family 1 member B10-like. Lineage: Eukaryota; Metazoa; Chordata; Aves; Passeriformes; Thraupidae. The transcript is spliced from 10 exons. Bases 1 to 957 code for a protein of 318 amino acids. The record is from RefSeq and is a predicted model, not a curated record. Gene Ontology annotation, molecular function: aldose reductase (NADPH) activity. Gene Ontology annotation, cellular component: cytosol.